CGCUUCUUUUGAUCUUCGAAUGGCACAAGUUUCUUUUCUGUAUUCACUAAUCGCUAUUAGUUAGCUUUAAAUUUAAGUAUAAUAUUAAUUUCAAGUUUUGAAUAUCUAUUGUAAGUAAUUGAAUUAUAUUAAAUCAAAUUUAAUUUAAAUUAAUUAAAAUUAACAGCUAAUAAAAAUUAAUAUGAUAAUUUCAUAAUUUUAUAUUAUAUAUUUACACUAUCAGCCAUGUGGCGAUUUUGCUAUUUUAUUGUUUAAUAAAUUAAUAUAUUUAAUAUUAAAUAUAUGGGAAUUAUGAAUUUUUAUUUCUUUAGAACAACAUGGCUCCAAGGAAAGGGAAAGUUCAAAAAGAAGAACCAGUAGUUCAAUUAGGACCCCAAAUUCAAGAGGGUGAAUUAGUUUAUGGCGUAGCUCACAUUUUCGCUAGCUUCAACGAUACAUUUGUUCAUGUAACAGAUUUGUCAGGAAGGUAACUUUGUUUAUCAAUAUAUUUCAGUUAAAACAUUUGACUAUUUCUAACACAAUGUUUGAUAAGUAUUUUAUAUUUAAUUAUAUACCUAUAGGUAACUUCUGUUUACACUGCAACUUCACAUAAUUUUAUUAUUAUUUCUUAUUAUUUGAAACAAAUAAUUUUUGUCUGGUGAUUUAGUAUAAUAUUAAAUACUUAUUUAAAAACAAAAUUGUAAAUUAUGGACAUUUUACAAAGUAACUUAAGUGUAAUAUAACAUAUAUUUUUUAAAUUAAAAACCUAAUACAAUAAUUUUUUAAAAAAUGUAUGUUUAUUUUACUGAAUGUAUGUUUACCUAAUGUUAUAUCUUUUAAGUUGGAAUAUUUUUCAAUAUUUAUUUUUAUGUUUUUUCAGGGAAACCAUUGCUAGAGUAACUGGUGGCAUGAAAGUAAAAGCUGACAGAGAUGAAGCUUCUCCUUAUGCUGCUAUGUUGGCUGCUCAAGUACGUUUAAACAUGUUUCUUUAAUUUCCUGACUAUUUGGUGAGACUAUUCUUUACUCUAUAUUGAUGUUGAUUUUGUUUUAUCAACAAAAUCUACAGAAAUACAAAGAAUAAUCUCACCUAAUAGUCAGAAAAUGAUAAUAGGAAUUGAAAAUGUUAAAGUACCGAUACUAUUUAAAUUUUAAAUUAAAUUUUUGGUGUUCUUAAUAUACUGUCAUCCCUAUUUUUAUAGUAAAAAUUACUUAAGAAGACUACACAGAACUCGUAUAAUUUUGGUUUUAGAGUAAAAACACUUAUUAUAAUAUCAAGAGAGAAAAAUACUCUCAAGAUCAAGAAGUUGCAUUAUAAUUGAAUAUAAUAGUCAAUUUACUACUUUUAAAAUAAUUUGUUUUCAAAAAAACGCAACGUCUUGAUUUCUGAUAUAUUGUUCUACAUUAAUUUCAUAAUAUGUACUUUUACUCUAAAACCAAAACUAAUUAGGUUCUGUGUAAUUAUGUUUUUACUAUCAUGUGUUUGUAAGACUGAAACAACAAAUGCAUGUGUAUACCAUCCUCUUAAGCAAUCAUUAUAUAAUGUUUUGGGAGUUUUUUUUAUGGAACAAUUUUCAGAAUUAUGUGUACCAACUUAUACAAUCAUAAUAUCAAAAUCGUAGAAUUUUUUACUUAUAUUUUAGUAUGCCAGGUAUUCAUUUAUAUUUUUUUUAUUUCAGGAUGUUGCUGAAAAAUGUAAACUUUUGGGAAUUACAGCCUUACAUAUUAAAUUGAGGGCUACAGGUGGAAAUAAGACGAAAACUCCUGGACCAGGAGCACAAUCUGCAUUGCGUGCAUUAGCACGUUCAAGUAUGAAAAUUGGCAGAAUUGAAGAUGUAACACCAAUUCCUUCAGAUUCUACGCGUAGGAAGGGUGGUCGUAGAGGUAGACGUUUGUAGUUUACUAAUUUUUGUUUGUAUUACAUCUGGUGUAUUUCCACAAAUAUAAAAUUGGAUUUCUCUUUAUACACUUGCCUUAUUUAUUAUUUAAAAGUAUUCAAUUUUAAAAAUUUUUAUUCAAAUUAUUCUACACAAUGGAUGCUUAGAAAUGUUUAUAAUACAUUUUACUGAAUACAGCUUUAGUUUAUGGUUAUAUUUUAAAAUAUAAUAACACUAACUGAAGUUUAUGUGACAUCAAAGUUAAUUUGUUGUUUUUUAUAUCCAUUAGUUAGACAAUAUGUUGUUUAUCAUUGUAUAAUUGGGAAUUAUUUUCUAGGUAUUCUAAAUAAUUUUCAUACCUAUAAGUAUUAUAUUAAAUAAAAUUUGAGAAAUGCUUUGUGUGAUUAAAUUGGUUACAAUUUUUUGUAGAGUAUUUAUUAAUCUAAACUGGCAAAAUAUUUGUUGGUUUGAUGCAAAAAUAACCACCAGUUAAUUCUAACACACUUAACGGCACUU
Messenger RNA from Cinara cedri, 2369 nucleotides. Lineage: Eukaryota; Metazoa; Arthropoda; Insecta; Hemiptera; Aphididae. The record is from the annotation of a GenBank genome assembly.